Molecule: messenger RNA, 691 nt
Organism: Contarinia nasturtii (swede midge)
Lineage: Eukaryota; Metazoa; Arthropoda; Insecta; Diptera; Cecidomyiidae
Exons: 3
Coding region: 149-676 (175 amino acids)
Source: RefSeq, a predicted model, not a curated record
ACCGCAAACGACACGAACUGUUGAUUAUUCUGCUAUUUUUCUAACUACAUUUUUCGGUGUGUAUUUAAAAAAAAAUUGCGUGAAACAAAAUAUCAACAGUUUGGAAUAGGUUCUGUGAAAACGAGCACGCUAAUAAAAAGUGGACAACAUGAAGUUCUUUUUGCUACUAGUUGCUAUUGUCAGCCUUGUUCAGUUAUGUUCAUGUUCAAAAAUUGGAAAAAAGCAAACCACCCCAGUGCCAAUUACAGAUGAUAGUGCCAUAGCAAAUGCUACCGAAGCAGUUGCGAAAUUGGAUCCUAUGGUGCUCAUCAAUUUUGCCAACAUAUUCGAUAAGUUCAAGCCCGAUUCGACUGAUGAGGAAAAUAUUGAAGCUUCGGCAAGACUCUUGAGUAUGGCAGUGAAUGGAGAUUUAGCAAAAAUCAAUCAAACUCUAUUUGACUUUUGGAAGAAUCGUAGUAGUUCAGAAGAGAUUGACAGCCAAUCAUCUGAUGAGGUUUAUUCACCAUUUGUCUUAGAUGAUUUGAGUGAAAGCACACUAAAGAAUUUGGAAGAAGUAUUUUCAAAAAUAUUGACACCAUCACAAACCGAACAAGCCAUGACUAUACUUAGAGGUCUCAGCGAAAAUGCAACAACAACUCAGGAAGAAGCAACAAAAGUGAGUGUGAGCAUGAAGUGAUUCAAAAUCAAUGUU